Parasteatoda tepidariorum (common house spider) is the source of this 2482-nucleotide messenger RNA. NCBI's taxonomy places the organism in Eukaryota, Metazoa, Arthropoda, Arachnida, Araneae, Theridiidae. The record is from RefSeq and is a predicted model, not a curated record.
UAACUGUAACCAAGUUGUAAAUAGAGGUUGGGCAAUCCGUUGAUCUGGUUUUACUUUCAUCCUCUCCUCAGAUCGUCCUGUUUUCAAAUUUUUGCGGAUUUCAAUUUGUUUACUCAUUGAUAUAUAUAGAGAAAAUUAUUGUCGUGUAGGUGUUUAAUUCCGCUGGUUUUAAUUAAAAAAAUUUCAUAAUUUUGUUGUGUUACAUACAAUUCGAUAUUGUUUACAUUUGGAGUCGAUGUUUCUUUUAAAAUGAGAAAAUCUUGUUGUAUUGAAGAUGCUAAUUUUACUCCAAAAAAUUCGUCAUGCUCAAUGGUUUUAAGAAGUGCUUGUUCACAUGGUCAUCAUUCUCAUAAGACUUUAGCUGUCAAAAAUUCUGGAAAUCAAGAAGUGAACUGUUUGGAUAACCAACAAUAGUGACUUGUAAUAAAUACUUUUUCCAAUAUUGAUGUUCAGGUGCUAUAAAAAAUCAAUUUAGUCGAGAAAAUUUCUGGGGCAGUCAACUGCUGAGAAAGCAUCCAACUUAGAAUCUUGUGAAAAUUAUUUUCAUUCGUCCCUGAAACAGUUUGCUUACAAGUCUGCUAAAACCUAUUCUAUUUUGAAAGAGAGCAUUUACAAUCAUUUAGAUUAUUCAAGCAUAUUAAAGAAUAAAUCUACAAAUGAAAAGGAAACGUCAUUUGAAUCAUUUAAUGAUUUACAUAACCUGUCAAAAUCAAGUGAUUUGUCUUUGAUUAACAAUUCAAUUAAUCAAGUCGAAUGCUGUCAUACAAAUAAUAAUUACCUCUCUUCAAAUUACUCUUCUGAUAUGUCAAAAUCAAGAGAUUUUUCAAGAAGCAGUUUAGCUGCUGUAAAUGCCCUCUCCGAUUCAGAAAAUGAAGAGAGCGUAUCGAAAGGUACUACGAAGAAAAGAAUGUCUAGAAAAUCUUUCUCGUCCAAGUCACAGUUUUCUACUGGUAAAACAGAAUCUCUUACCUCCAAUAAUCAUUCAAAUCAUAAUUCUCUGUCUAUUUCGGUGUCUGUAAAUAAUGCAGGACAUGCUACGUGUGAAACAACCCUGCAAAAAUCCUAUGCAACUGACUCUAAUUCUAACUACCAAACACCUACCAGCAGUAUUUUGUACAGGUCCAGUAUCAACCAUUUUCAAGGAUCUGAUGUGUCUUCUGCUACAAGCAGUCCAUCAUCUCCAGCUGUGAUUGAUAUUUCAAAUGCCCAGCAUACUCUUAUUGAUAGAUUUAGAUGGCUUCUAUGGCGUAGUAUUUAUAUGAAAAUCAUUAAAUGUGUCAACUUUGAUGUUUGGCUUUUAUCCAGGUACUUAUUCCCAUUCAGGUCGUUUAAUAGAAAAGUUCUUGCUUUAUUACUGCUGAUACCUUUCUUGAUAUACCUCUUCUCUGGAAUAGAUUCUAAAGAAUUUUCUGUCGCUGAGGAAUUUAUUUCAAAGACCUCUGAUUUUUCUUCAUACAUUUAUUCCAUCAUUUCUAGUCCAUUCACGAAACAAAAAAGCACUGUCAUUGAAUUUUCAUCAGGAGAAUCAUCAACUAGUGUUUAUAAUGUUUUAACUACUAUUGCUGUUGCACCUUGGUACUUCUUGAUCUCAUUAUAUUCCAAUUUCAAAAGUGUUCUGAAUAACAACAGUAGCGAAGAUCUGAAGUUAAUAGCACUAGAAAUUAGAAGGCUUAAAGAUGAUGUCACAAAAAUGAAGGAUUCUCAUUUCAAAACUGUUCCUCCGGAUGACAGUGCGGAAAAAAUACUAGUCUCUGAUAUUACUAGUCUUCGUCUUGAAUUUCAAUCUCUUACAGAAUCUGUUAAGAAGUUAGAAAAAGAGGUUUCUCUCAAAUCUGAAGGACCUUCAAAGCAUACCAGUACUGUAGAAGAUCACAAUGCUCAUAUCAUACAUAUUAAUACAAAAAUGAAGUCACUUGAAGAUCAACUUUCAGAUUUGAGAAUUGCCUUAAAGAAUUGCUGCGAUGAAAAAUGGACCUUAUCGGACUUUACACCAUCUUUUGAAAAACAUUUUCUGCAGGCAUUAAAAACUAUGGUGGAAAGAGACAAAGACAAAACAUCUCCAUACUACUUCUUUAAUGAGUGGCUUCGGGCUCAAAUGAGUGAUGAUAAAAGAAUAUUAUCUCAAUUAAAGUUAGAGCUUGAAAAAAUGAAAGCAACAGGUGCAGAAUAUGAUGCAGAAGUUGUUGAAAAUCUUGUCACGAAACAUAUGGAAUCCUUGAGAAAAGAGUUUAUGUCAUUGAAUAAGGCUGAAAGCCUAUCUGACGGAGCUUUCUCCCUGAAUGUAGUGCAAAAGCUUAUUAGAGAAGCUAUAAUGCUCUAUGACGCCGAUAAAACUGGAAAAGUUGAUUAUGCUUUGGAAUCUGGAGGAGGAAGUAUAUUGAGUACCAGGUGCUCUGAGAGUUAUGCUGAAAAAGAUGGUACAAUAAGUGUCCUUGGUUUGCCACUUUGGUCAACUCAUAGCUCACCUCGGACUGCCAUUCAG